CGUCUUUUUUUUCUUUUUUCCAUCCAUUUUCCCCACCGCCGUCGACGGUUUGCGCGAUACAAACAAUAAUUAUUAUUUUUCGUUUUGCUCGUCACCAACGCCGCCGACGCCGCUACCGUCCCCACCACGCCGCCACCUCGACCGUCCGACCACCCUCCCCGAAACACUUCUUGGUUAUCAGUAUAACGCGGCGUCUCCCGACACGACCGUCGACAGUGGUGUUCGAGCGGUAAAAGAUCGAAACUCGCGCGUCGCAAAGCGGUAAUAGGACGAACGCCGACAAACGCCAGUGGGGACGACCGUGCGAACCGAACACCCGCGCGCCGGUUCUCUUGACCGUGAGCACGAUAUGCAAACGCCGAGUCGCCGACGGUAGGUAGCGAUAACGGACACGCGCGCCAUGCAUCACGGCGGACGACGGACACCUGACCGGCAUUGAGCACCCAUCGCGACCGGAGGAACUGCGUGUGAAGCGGAGCCAGUGGACGUCACACUACACCUGUAGGUGUGCAUCUCUAUAAAUAAUAUAAAUUUGUCGUGGACAAUCGAUUGUAUUCAAAAUGGCAGUUCACGGGUCAACACCCAAGCGUAAAGAAAUUUACAAACAUGAGGCGCCAUGGCCGCUGUACAGUAUGAACUGGUCUGUGCGGCCCGAUAAACGAUUUCGCCUGGCAAUUGGGAGCUUUGUAGAGGAAUACAAUAACAAAGUACAAAUUGUAUCAUUAGACGAAGAAGUAUCGGAGUUCAGUCCUAAGAGCACAUUUGAUCAUCCGUAUCCAACGACCAAAAUUAUGUGGAUUCCUGAUAGUAAAGGAGUAUUUCCCGAUUUAUUAGCUACAAGUGGUGAUUAUUUACGAAUCUGGAGAGCAGGUGAACCAGAAACAAGACUGGAAUGCAUUCUUAAUAAUAACAAGAACUCAGACUUUUGUGCUCCAUUAACCUCAUUUGACUGGAAUGAAGUUGAUCCAAACUUAAUUGGUACAUCAAGUAUAGAUACCACAUGUACAAUUUGGGGUCUUGAAACAACUCAGAUUGUUGGACGAAUUAAUUCUGUUGCUGGGCAUGUGAAGACUCAACUUAUUGCCCACGAUAAAGAAGUGUAUGAUAUAGCAUUUAGUCGUGCUGGAGGUGGCCGUGAUAUGUUUGCUUCAGUUGGGGCUGAUGGUUCAGUUAGAAUGUUUGAUCUGCGGCAUUUGGAACAUUCUACAAUAAUUUAUGAAGAUCCUCAGCACUCUCCAUUACUUAGGCUCGCAUGGAACAAGCAAGAUCCCAAUUAUCUUGCUACAGUUGCUAUGGAUGCAUGCGAAGUUAUUAUAUUGGAUGUCAGAGUGCCUUGUACACCUGUUGCUAGAUUAAACAAUCAUAGGGCAUGUGUUAAUGGAAUUGCAUGGGCACCACAUUCAUCUUGCCAUAUAUGCACUGCUGGUGAUGAUCACCAGGCCCUUAUAUGGGAUAUCCAACAAAUGCCUAGGGCCAUUGAAGAUCCAAUCCUAGCAUAUACCGCUGCAGAAGGUGAAAUCAAUCAAAUUCAAUGGGGUGCCACUCAACCAGACUGGAUCGCUAUUUGUUACAACAAGUCGUUGGAAAUAUUACGAGUGUAGUAAUACUGUUGGACUGUAAAUGUUGUAAAUGCAUUAUUAUUAUAUAAUAUACUGUUUUAAUUUUUAACAAAUUUUUCACACCAAUACAAAUUAUUUGACUCAGAUUUUACUAACAAGACUUAUAAUUAUUAUUUCUUACUUAUGAUUUAUAAGAGACGGUGAUUUAUUUUUUAUUUUUGGUUAAUUUGUAUUUAUGUUUUCCUGAGUUAUAUUAUUCUAAUAAUUUUUUACAACAUAGUCCAAUACUUUGUAUUAUUAAAAAUUUUAGUAUAAAAUGUAUUUCGUUAACAGCCCGCCGGUAGAUGAUUUUUAGCCUUUAUUUAUAAUGAAGAAGAAUACUCUUAUAGUAAUAAUGUAUAUUUUAGUGUGUCGACAUUUGGUUUUUCAAUUGUUGUAAGCUAGAAAAUUAUAAAAAUAAAUGGUAUAUAUUAUAAAUUUAUUUUUAUUAUUUAAAUAGUGGUGUCCAACACAUUUAUGUUUAAGCAAAUAUUAUAUAAGAUCAUUAAUUUGCGAUAUGUAAAUAUUUACCAAGUAUCAAUAAUAUUAAUUACUUUUUGACGAUUGUGUGAUUUUUUUUUAAAUUUUUUAUGGUAAAUUUAAUUUUUGCUAAUCGCAUUUGUAUGAAAACGCAAUAAUUAAUUUUAAUAUUUUUAUACAGUGUGGUGUCAGUGUAAAUGCAACGACUAUUUGAAUUACCCACUGUUAGUAUUUUAAGUAUAAUUAAUAAAUAGUUAUUUACUAGUAACAUGUAAGUUAUUAAUACUUAAAAUCAACUGUUUUAAUGAUAACAAUUAAAUCAUUUUAAUCCA
Molecule: messenger RNA, 2410 nt
Organism: Metopolophium dirhodum (rose-grain aphid)
Lineage: Eukaryota; Metazoa; Arthropoda; Insecta; Hemiptera; Aphididae
Gene: wap
Product: DDB1- and CUL4-associated factor 7
Exons: 9
Coding region: 561-1601 (346 amino acids)
Cellular component (GO): nucleus
Molecular function (GO): protein binding
Source: RefSeq, a predicted model, not a curated record